Molecule: messenger RNA, 11207 nt
Organism: Fundulus heteroclitus (mummichog)
Lineage: Eukaryota; Metazoa; Chordata; Actinopteri; Cyprinodontiformes; Fundulidae
Product: mitogen-activated protein kinase kinase kinase 11
Exons: 9
Coding region: 32-2377 (781 amino acids)
Biological process (GO): protein phosphorylation; positive regulation of apoptotic process; microtubule-based process
Cellular component (GO): centrosome
Molecular function (GO): JUN kinase kinase kinase activity; ATP binding
Source: RefSeq, a predicted model, not a curated record
UCUGUUGGCCCAGCCCAUAGAGAACGAGUGCAUGGAGGGUCUGACCUUGAAGAUCACAGACUUCGGCCUGGCGAGAGAGUGGCACAAGACCACCAAGAUGAGCACGGCUGGCACCUACGCCUGGAUGGCUCCGGAGGUCAUCAAGUCCUCCACCUUCUCCAAGGGCAGCGACGUGUGGAGCUAUGGUGUCCUGCUGUGGGAGCUGCUAACGGGGGAGGCCCCCUACAGAGGGAUCGAUGGUCUUGCCGUUGCCUACGGAGUCGCUGUCAACAAGCUCACCCUGCCCAUCCCUUCCACCUGCCCCGAACCCUUCGCCCAGCUCAUGUCAGAAUGCUGGGACCAGGACCCUCACCGAAGACCUGACUUUUGCUCCAUCCUGACGCAGCUGACGGCCCUGGAGCAGCAGGUGAAGGAGGAGAUGCCGCAGGACUCCUUUCACUCGCUGCAGGACGACUGGAAGCUGGAGAUCCAGGACAUGUUUGAUGAGCUGCGGGCCAAAGAGAAGGAGCUGCGAUGCCGUGAAGAGGAGCUGAAGCGAGCGGCUCUGGAGCAGAAGUCCCACGAGGAGUUCCUGCGGCAGCGGGAGCAGCAGCUGGCCCAGUGGGAGCAGGACGUCUUUGAGCGCGAGCUCAGCCUCCUCAUCCUCCACCUGAACCAGAACCAGGAGAAGCCCAACGUCAAGAAGCGGAAGGGCACCUUCAAGAAGCACAAACUCAAGAGCAAGAACGGCGAGAAGAUCAGCAUGCCGCAAGAUUUCAUCCAUAAAAUCACAGUGCAGGCGUCGCCGGGCCUGGAGAAGAGGCGAAACUCUCCAGAUUUGGGCUCAGGCUCCUCGCCUUCCUUCGGCCCACGGUUUCGUGCAAUCCAACUCAGUCCUAGCGACAGCAGCAGGACGUUUGGUCUCACCCCUGUCCGCUCAAUAGAGACCCCUUCUCACAAGCAAUCCAAUGGAGACCUGAGGCUGAACCCACACUGGAGGCCCCAGAGCCCAAAGAGUCCCAAAAGCCCUAAGGUUCUACGGCUGAGUCCUCAGGAAAGCAGUUUAUCAAUGAGGGCCAAACUGCUGGGCUCAGACAGCAAUGAGAACGGAGACAGCAUGGAUGACUUUGAGGAGUACCGACCCCCCACACCAACCUCAGCCUCCACUCAGAACGGCUCCUCAUCCAAGGACAGCCUGCGGCUUCCUCCCUCUCAGGGAGACUCUGGCAGCGAGGAGGGGGGUUACUCCCCGGCCGGCUCCCCCAUGCCCGAGAGGGGUUCUCUCGGCAGCAUGAUCAAGAACACACACCGGGCGUUGCUGGGUUGCGGCUCCCUGUUGGCCUCCGUAGCACUAGGCCGAGGCUUGGAUGUUCCCCCUAGGGUGCCCCCUCGAACUAACCCCCCAUCCUCCGAGGACCGCACCUCCUUCGAACUGGAGAUCUCGUCCCCCAGGCCCCUAAUAACAGACCCCCCCGUGGUGGACGACCUCAUCACCUUCUCCACCUCUGAGCCGCUCCCUAGACCGCUGUUGGAUCUAGCCCUGCAGUACCAGGAGCUAAAGCCUCUGCCCCUGACGCCGCCUCCGCCCAAUCCCCGGGAGAGGUCCGGCCCCCGGACACCGCAAACGCACCCCAGCCCGCCGAGCCCCGGGACCCCCCUGCAGCCGGACGGAGCCGCCCCGGGGGACUGGACUGCCAGCUCCAGUUCCAGCAACGGGGAGCUGAGCAACGAGGGCUGGGAGCACAGACCCGACAGGAGGAGGAGGUCCAGCUACGGCCUGCACGCCUCUCAGCUAGUUCUAGAUCUGCCCCUAUGCCAAGACACACUGGACUUUGACGACAAGGCGUCCGUUCCCUACGCCCUCCACCCCAACCCGGCGCUGUGGAGCCCCAAAACCCGCCGGCUGGAGGUCAGCGUCAUCCCCCGGCCACGCCCGUCGCCCAUCCGGCCCCGCAUCGACCCCUGGAGCUUCAUCUCGGCCGGCGGCGGCAUCCCAGGAGGAGGCCGCAGCCCGGUCCGUUCGGACAGCCACCCCCUGGGCUACCAGCCCUCGCCCACCAACCCCUUCACCAGCUGCGACCCCUUCCCCUCUCCGGACUGCGACCCCUUCGCCCUGAAGGCGGACCCUUCCAGCAGCGCCGACGCCGCGUCCCCCUUCGACCCGUUCUCCGCUCCGUUUCCCACGUCCCGCUCCGCCCCCUGCUCGGCGAACGGCUCGCCCACGCUGCCGUCGUUCCGCAUCGCGCCCAUCAAUCCGGCAGACCCGGCCUUCAUGGACCUGCGCUGGGCGUCCUGCAGCAAGCCUCUGGAUAUGACCAAAGAGAGGGCGCACCCCCGCAGAACUCUGGGGCUCAAGCCCUUCAAGUCUCCCACGCAACUCAGAGACGACCGGUUCUGAAUCCAUUCUCCUUUCCAGUCGUGGAUGAUGACUUCAUCCCAGUAAUUCAGUCCUGGACCAUUCUCACUACUGUUUUUAUUUUCUUUACUUUGUUGGGGUCGAAAAUUUGGAGCCUUUAAACAAAAAUCAUUCUGAGGAAGAGGGGGGAGGGGGGCUGCAGAAAUUGCAGUUCUUAUUUAUAUAGCAGCCUGGUGCUUUGAAAAGCAGAAAGCCAGUGGAAAGGUGGUACAAUGGAUUGUGGGAAAUCAGCCUGUGAACCAAUCGCUGGUGCCAAUUUCAUUUUUCCUGUCUGUCUCUGUUCCUGCUGUCCCUUUGAAGGAGCAGAAUAGCGAUCAGCAGCCUCAUCUUGAGCUUCUGUCAGCCCGCUCCUAUCACCUGCUUUCAUCUCCCCGUAGCUUUGAAGCAUUGUGACAAUGCAGAGGUGGAUCAGGCCAUUUUUACAGCUUUAUCCGCCCCUACCGCUCUGCAGACUGAAAGCCUUCGCGACAAUGCCAGAAAAUUGGAGUGCCUUAUUUUGUGAAGUGUUUUUUAAUAUAUAUCUCUCUUCAAGGUUUAGCCGGUGCAUAGAUGAGAUGCUAUGAAUUUGACCUAAAUUUCCAGAUCAUGUAAAAAAAAAAAAAAAAAAAGAAGAAAAAAAUCUGUUAUUGUGCAUCUGUGUCUCAUUGUUCGAACAAAGCCUCUUUUCUCUUUUAACGGUUUGCUGCCUAAUGGGAGAAUCCACUCACAGUAGAUAUCCUUGGCAGCUGGUGAAACUCGAGGCCGAGCCGUGGCCCGGGCGUUCCCCCUCACAGGCGGAGAGCAUUCCAGUCACAUUCCUCGGGAAAUGCCAGGGAUUGGACAGAUCCACUGGGCUGGCAGGCUGGCAGGCGACGCGGCGCAGGAAGCGGGACGGGGAGCCCUCAGCAUCCCCUCCCCGUGCCAAAGAGCGCUGCGGAGCGCUCGGACAAAAGGUGCUCACAAGAAGCCGCUCUCAGCUGCACGUAGUGCCAGGCAGAGGCAGCGGGGACAAAGUUUGGGCCCUAGUGCAGAUCGUGGGAACACUAACACACUUUCCUAUGCCAGCAAAAUCAGAGUCUUACAUCGCUUGAAAGCUUUAUGGAAAAAAAACUAAAUCCCCUAACACGAGGCCAUGCGAUGGGUAACGUAACCUGAACCUGGUUUAAAGAGCUUCAUGAUGUUGGAGUCCUCGUUUUUAACAGGAUGUAAAAAUCUCUGCUGCUGCUGCUGCUUGCCUCUGGUAGAAAGACGUUCUGUCUCACUGAGUCUAGUAAAGCGAAGAACUCCUCAGAGCGGUGAGAGGCUAAUAGGUUGUCGGUUCUUGGCCCUCUUUUUUUAGCCAAUUCAGCUGAUCCUUCCACCGCUUUGAGGAUCGCUUCUCCAAACGUACAGGAACGCAACAUCUUUCCACUACAGCUAUGGGAAAAAUCAACAAUGUGAGAAUGAGAGAACCUCAUUUCAGUGAAUCCAGGCUAUUCCUUUGGGGGGGGGGGGGGAUUGUUCCUCACUCUGAACUGAGACUACCCAUGAUGACCAGCCAUGAGUGCUUCAAACAGCCACGCUUCAGUCAAACAUAUCGCACCAGUUUUAUUUUCCUCACAAAAGCUCUGCCCCUUCCACGUUAGGAUCUAAAUGAGCCGGCGGUGAAUCAGUCUGACGCGUCCCCCCCCCCCCCGUCCGGCUGCUCAGACGGUCCACCAUCCUGCUACCUGCAGGUCUUUCUGUCACACGGCCCACCGCCGAGUUGCCAGGCAACUGGCUGAGACGUUCAGGCCAAAGCCAUACAGUCAAAUUUGGUUGAUUUCUUUUUCUUCCUUUGUUACAUUGGCUCUGGGUCUGUCCGGCUGUCCUCGUUCUUUUUUUCCCCCUCUCCAUUAAUCCGAGCGUGGACUGUUCUCUCCUAACUCUUAGGAGGACGGGCGCAUCGUCUUCCUAAUCUGCCGCCCGGUGAUAUCCGUUUACCUCCCAGACUGUUGAAUUAGCGUACUCCGGCCGACGUAGAGAAGCUGGCUGCUUCCUGCUGAUGCCUAGACGCUUAUAAUGCACGCCGCACCUCCCAGCCAUGCGUGGGAUUUCUGGGAAGAGCCUGUAGGAAAAGUUCACUCGCACCUUGUGCUGAACUUGCUGCUGCUGUCGAGACGUCUGAUCCUCAGGAGCGUGUUGAAUCUUCCGGAGACGAUUCAAGCCGGGCUCUAAGAUGUAUUCCAAAAUAAAAAAUGUUACACACAUAUUGUGUGAAUGCAGGAAGUGAGCAGCUGAAAGAGACCCACUCAGUCUGCCUGUCAGCUGCCAAUAGUGUCAAAUAUUAAACGUCCAGAUUCUGACUUGCUGCGUCCCGGAGGCCGCGUCAUGGUUCUGACUCCACAGCCCAAAAGCUUGGGGGUUAACCCCCCCCCCCCCCCUCCCCUGAUGGUGAUAAUGAGCCUCCUGAUAAGGGCGGGUAGCGCUUACAAAGCCAUCAGAUAUUUGCUUAAUUAAUUUGCCCUGACGAGAGCGUGCUUCAGGCCAGAAGUCCGUCUGCUUCCUCCACCGGCUCGCCCUCUUUUUCUUUACCGUGUGAAGUUUCCAAGUCUGCUCUCCUCCCUUCCGCUUCUGUUGUUUUUCUGCGCCAGCGGCUGCAGCUGCCGACUGCACUGAUUCCUCAUCUUCCUCAUUGCUCAGGCUGUUUCUGUUCCUGCAGCCUUCCCUCCUCCCGUCUCCUAUACCUGCUCCUUCUUCUUUUCCCUCUGCCUUCUCCUUCCCUCUUUUUUUUCUCUCCCUUUCCUCUUUUGAGCAUUUUCCUGCCAGUCCUGACAUUAGGGGGAGCAUUGGCAUUUGUUCCAGGGCAGAGUCCAUUUACUGAGGAGCGAUUGUUUUCGGUUCUGGUCCAAAUCACGCCCCUGGCUUUUCACGGGCCGUCCCUAUGCGUCUUAACUCAAAAACUGUCUCAGAAGGCCAAAAGAUUUACUAAACAGCAGCAAGUUAGGAAGAAACAGUCGGCCCAAGAAGGUAAAAGCCUGCAUGCGAGCAGCCAGGAAGUAGUUCGCUGUAACGAAUGCAGAGACAAACAGUCAUGGGGUCAAUUCACUCCUUAGCCCAUUGUUGCCGUUUUGUCUAGACGGCGUCACUAAAUCCCAAUUAUCCCAUUAUUAAUGUGUGCCCUGGUGCAAUCCCCAAGGCCUGCUUGGACGCAGUAUUUUAUAGGCUGUAAUAUGUCGGGUGCCAUGCAAUAACGCUCUGCUUGCCCAUAAUGCAUUUGACCCCUUGGAUGUUCUUUCUUUGGCCACAGCCGAUCUACUGCAAGGCGAACAAGUUCCUAAACCUCGUGAAGAUGGGUAGGGGCGCCAUGAUGAUCAAAAGGAGAGCAGGGAAACAAAUCUGGAUUAUCCGCGGUAUUAUCAUAGCUAUGUUGGACCUCUAAAUGCAAUAAAUGUCCAAUCAUUAUUGGUUUGACUCACAACAGCGCUGGACCCCUGAACAAAACCAGAUUAUCUCUAAGCACCUCCUGCUGGUACGUGUUAUUUCUACGAGCAACUUGAAGCAAAUUUCCUUACAACAGACUGAGCGGAUCGUUAAAACGUCGUCAGGUGGUAAAGUGAGAAUGACUUAUGUCCGGUGCAAAACGUCCUGCAUCCCACAGCUCCACUUUAUAUCCAGAGAAGUCACUGAACUGACCAAAGCAAAGGUGGGAUACGGUAACGGCCUAAUCACCUCCCAAAAUAGCCUGCUUUACAAGCUAGUUAAAAGUACCGUCCACAUUAUACAGGCUACAAUCAUCCCCCCACCCCUGCAAACCAAUUGUAUGGACAGCUAAGACUGAGAGCGAACAGUUAAUUCCUUGUCUCAUGUCAACUCGCACAGACGAGAGCUGUCUUAUGAUAGUCGUUACCUUUGGGCGGGCUGCUGUUUUCAACAGAAGGCAGCGAUAAGAAGAAGAAAGAAAAAGAGCACACAAAGAAACAGAGAUGAUUGAAAUGUUUUGGAAAUUGCUUCUGUCACAUGUUUUCUGUGUGAAGUGUCCUCUUCUGGCUGCCAUUCAGCGACUCCUCUAGGCUAGAUUAGAAUUUUCCUUCAGAAACUGUCAGGAAAAAAAAAAAAAAAAAAACAACAUUUCUUGCCGGUUUCUAUUUAAUAAUUGAGGACCUAAAAUAUGACUUGAAAUAAAAGGAGUCUCUUGUGCUUCCCGCAGAUGAUUACUUUCUUACCUGCAUUCAGAGGGGGAAUGUUUUUCCUCCUCGUAAUCACUUCUGCUACAGAUUGACCCAGAAUGAAUAAGUGCUCGCCUUCACACACACAAACAGACUCCCCGCACUCGGAUUCCCUGAACUUGGGUUUUCUAAUUUGCUAGCUAUGAGGGGGGAAAAAAUGGCCCGACACAUUUUAUUCAGACCGUCUUUGACAGGGAUGUCUGAUUCUUGGUUUUGGCUGUCAGAUUUAAGAAGCAUAGCUGCCAUUUGUCCCCCCUGAGCUGACAGCCAACGCUCCGGCAAGAAAGUCCUGAUGGGUCUCUGCGCAUCUAGGGCCGUCAUCCCAAGUUACUGUCCUGAGUCUACGGCUGACAGGUGUGCUCAACUCCCUCUGGCUCGAUUUGACAAACCUAAUUUAAAGACAUGCUUGGGCAAUUUACAGUAAUAACGGAAUGUAAAAUGCCCAAUGUGUCACCUGAUGGAAAUCGGUAGAGAAGGCGCUGACCCCGUUGUGACACACGACUACUUGCAGCCAUGCUAAAAUAAACUAUUAACAAAAGAGAGCCAAGAUAAACAUAAAACACGGCCUCUGUUGGCCUAAUUGUGCACACAAAGUUAAUUGGCCCUGUGAGCAUUGAUGUUUAUGUUCAUACUUAUUUUUUCCCCCUCAUUUACCUUGAUUAAGAUAUUAAUUUAACUGUUGCAGCUAUGAAAUUAGAAUUAACCUUCUAAUACCCUUUAGAGACACUGAAUUGCAUUGGGACCUUAGAAACAUCCCCUGUUUGUGUCUUAAAGCCAAAAUUAGCACCACCACCUUGUUGGCCAAAGGUGAAUGUGCUCUAUUGGUUAUAGCUGUUAAUAGGAAUAGCUAUAUAUGGUUUGUAGCAUCAAUUAGCAAAUUCUUCCGUAUCCAUUAAGGCAAAUUUGACGCUGUUUGUUGAAGUGUGUCAAGACCAUGCAGAUUAGGGGAUUACACUCGUGGGAUAAUUUAUGCCUCACAAUUAAACACGUUUCAUAGGCACCCUGACUCGAAGCUUCAGUGCCAUCAAUGCCACCCUCAGAAAAUAACCAGAGUGCAUUUUUUGACUCAAAGGUUAAAUGUUGGUGGUAUGUGGUGCCCUUUAUAGAAUGACAGGUAGUUAUUUAGGCAUGUCUAUGCUGCUAAUGUUUGCCUUAAUAUGUAAGAACAGCCAUUUUUUUAAAUGCACAUAGUACACAACUGAUGCGUGUUGCCCUUAAUCAACUCGGUCAUUUGAUGGGUGUUUUAUGCCACGGAUGUAUGUUGCCAUGUGGAUGCAGGAUUGUACUGAUUUGGAAACUUUAACAGUUAACUUUAUUGAAAUCAUUAGUAACUGGACUGGAUCAUUAAAAGAAACUUAAAAUGCUAACUAACACCAUUUUCUUAACUAGCUAGCUUUAUUUGCGUAGCAUUAGCAAAUGCUGCUAACCACAAUGCUGAAUCCAAUUUUUGCAUUUAAAACCAAACCACUGCUUUUUAUUUUUCAGAUUUUGAUGUUCUUACUAAAUUUUACAUUUAAACGCAACUUCCCACUGUGCAGUUUUUUUCUUUUCUUGUUUUUCUAGUCGACUCUGAAUGCGUUGUAAAUCUAGCUGACUCUAGACGGGGCAGCUAGCUUGGUGCGCAUUCCCAUUCUUCAGUUUGUGUAAGCAUGUAGACACAAUCCAAUUCACUUCGCUGUCAAAAAAAUGGAGAGGGUAAAUAAGAUAAAUCAAUGCGCUGUAUGCAACCAAAACAACAUGGUGGGAUAGUGAAGCAGGUAGGAAAUAUAUUACUUUAAUGCCUUCGGGGUAAACUAACCAAGCUCUGGACCAGACAGAUAUGGACCUUUGUUACUAAGCAAGGGAAAUAUAAUGUAUCAUUUAAAUGUGGAGAGAACAGGAAAAACUGCAUGUAAACAUGCCAGAUUUCUGCAGUUUAGCUUAAAGAAAUUUGGAGUAGAAAUAUAAUUUUUUUCUUUGGCAAGCUAGUUAUUUAACACCUACAGUCCCCACAAUGCAUAUCAGUAUCAGACUCUGGGUCCAUUUAUCUUUUUUUCUUUUUUUUCUUGUGCACAAUUAAGUGGAUGCUCCAAAUAUGUCUGCUUUUGCUACAAUUGCUUCUCAGCUUGCUGUCGAAGCCAGAAACACUGUUGCCGGUUUGAGCAUUUAUGAAAGUGAAACACCUGCCCGGACCUUUUGUUUGGCCCCAUUAGGCCGGGACCAAAUGAUUAAAUUUGACCUUUAGCUGACCGUACAGCCACGGCGGAUCCCGGUGGGGAUGUGGACAAAAAGCCCCGUCGGUGAGAGUAGCCGCCAGGUGCAGAACGCUAAUGCUCACUCUCUGAAACUGUGAAUAUUAUUUCUAAUUCUUUCGGCGUGGACACCCAAGGUCACAAUCUGCUGUCCCUUCUCUUCCAAUAACAAUGAAAACGAAAUGAAUAGGAGGUGUGAAAGAAAAGGCCGAUUGGUUUCCAGGAGCACAGCGAUGGCUCCUGCAGAGAACUGGCAGCGCGUCUGGAAAAUAAACACAAAUUUCAGCGAGGUUAUCAAGUCCAAGGCUCAAACGCGCUUCCCUCACUGAACCCAACAGCAUGCGGCAGCCGCUUGCUUGUGAUUAUUGCUCUGUCUAGUUACUGACACUCAAUUACCUUGUCAUCUUCCUCUCUCGCAGAAGCUAUUCAGUUUGUAAAUUUCUGUUUGUUGGAGUACGGAACAGCCCCGCUGCAAAUCAAUUUGGUUGAAUAAACCCUGAUCGCCUCUUAGAUAUGGAGGUGCUAGAUGAUUUAUUACGGUUUGCACGUACAGAUAGAUUAUCGUUUCAGCCCUUCUCUUGUUCGUCUCGUAAACCAAUACAGAUCACAGGUUAUGACGAAUCUCUUUCAAGCUUUCAAAGGCCUGUAAAAAUGUCUUUGCCCCCCUUUUUUUUUGUUUUAUUUGUCAAAGGUACAUAUUUAAUAACUUAUUUUCCUAUUUUACUAAUGUAUCUACAGUAAAUUCAGAAUGCAGGACUCAUAAUUUCAGUUUAAAGAGAAAAACACUGCAAGCCAACCUGGCUCUAUGUAAAAAGUAAUUGCCCCCCUUAAAGCAUACGGUAACUGUGAUUAACCCCAUUGUUUGGCAACCUGAGCUCAAUUUCACUAGCCACACCCAGGUCUGACUGCUGCCAGAUUUUCACAAUUAAGACAGUGAAAUAGAACCUGUAUGACAGCAUGAAGUAGGCCUCAAGGUCUCUUCUGGAGACCUUGAGGAAUUCUCAUCCUGGAGGAGAAUGCCCAUUAGUAUGUGGCCUUAAGCCCAAAUGCACUUUGGUUAUGCAACAUAAAAGCAAUUAAAAGAACACAAAUUUAACCUGAGAAUGGUUUAAAAAAAAAAAAAAACGUUUUGGAGUUGUGCAUCAAAGGGUGGGCCAAUAUUUCUCCACGGUGACAAAAAAAAAAAGAGCCUCGGUAGAGUCGUGAUAACUUGGUAGUUGUUACCAAGGAUGGCACAGCUAGUUUUUAGGUUUAAGGGCUGUUUAAAUUUUGUAUGAACUCAGGGUAUCUGUCUGAUAUUAAAGUUAAGUUGACGGUUUGAAACAUUUAAGUGUGACAAAUGAGCAAUCGCAGAAGAAAGCGCUAGGCGGAAGCCGACAGUUUGUAGCCACUUUCUUAUGAGUGCCGGGUUUAUCUACUGACAAUUACCGUGAUUAAAAUUCCGCGAAGCAUUUAAAAGUAAUUAAAGGAAGCUGGAGAGUAUUUAGCAAUGGGUGGUCUCUUUCAGGUGUCCAUUAGAGCCGAAACUCCCAACGAUCCACAGACGCAAUUUGCACGGUUUCGGAUGGAACAAAUCUCCUCGACUCCCCCAGUCAGAUGUUUCACACUCACUAUCUCGGCAGCACAGUUAGAGGUUUUCACUCCUGCCAGCUCUCUGCCAGCCUCCACAGGACACUCACCAUACAUACACGGGGGCUUCAAAGGGAUAUUUAUGACCGGCCACCUUCCUAAACACUGGAUAAAGACUCUUUUAAAGGUGGCCUUUUUGACACAGUCUACAUUAAGAUGAUGAUCGGUUUUUAUUUUAGGUUUUCACUGGAGUCUUUCCCCAGGCACGUUUUGGGUGCUUCCUGCUGGACGUAUUACCUGCACAGUCCAUCUCUUCUUUUUAAUGUAAAGUAUUUUCUCUACAAGGUGCAAAGAGUUUUCUUGCCUUAUGAGGAUUCAAAGUUGGGCUCUUUUAGUCAGAAGCAGGGAUUUCAGCCUAAUGGAGCAGGCCUAGCCCUCUUUUCGUCUCUUUGACCACAGACAGGGUUCAUCUCUCCUCCCCUCUGCCUGCGUGUACAUGCAUUGUGUUGUAAAUGUUUGAGAAUCAUUUCCACGUUUGCCUCGGCGGCAUGAUGUAACCGUUACAUCGCCCAGCCGGCCCACUGACCUGUCUCUGCGAGUUAAAGGUUCCUCAGACCUUCGGGCUUUUGAGAACUCCUUGAUGCAUUUUUUUUUUUUUUUUUGUGAAAUCUCGCACUGGGCUGGGCCUGAAUGAACUGUUUUUACUGUGCAUCGAGAGUAUUAUUUCUGUAUGCAGUAUUUGAAAGUGUUUUUAUUUCUCAACAACUUAUUAUAAUGGGUUUUAACCUGUGGAGAGGAAAAAAAAAGCUGAAAAAGAAACGACCAAAUAAAAUGUAACACUCCUGA